AUGGCUUCAAAAGCACUCGUUGCAGGCCCUCCCAACGUCCAAAAGUUAGCUGCAAAAAGGACGACACAUAACAGUUUCCAUGCUCGAGUGUCUGCACUUUUCUCAGAAAUAUGUUUUUUAGUGCUGCUGCAAGGGGCAGGCGUCCAUCUGGCCAUAGCCAUAAAAGCCACUCGUUUCUCCCUCCAACUUCCUCGUCUCUCCUCUUCCAGUAUCAACCCAGUGAUCUUAUCGACUGGUGAAAUCAGGAGUCCAGUCGGUGGACAGACACCCAUGAGUACCCCUGACUCGGUUGGCCGGCAAACCUUCCUGACAUCAGGAGCUCUAGAACCUCGGGUUGAACUUCAUCCUGAUCUUUCAAGAGACGAUUCCUUGCAUGAUGCCUAUUACACCGUCUCAACUCCCUGUUCCUUGCACGUGGUGAACAUCAUCACUCUCCACACGCAAAUUUCUCAUGAAUUGUACCGCUUCUUCAUGUACCGACUGUUGAAGCAUUUCCUGCGAAGUGAAAUGGACACACUGAGGACCUUCUUUGAUUGGAUUUGGCCAAUCGACACCCAGCACCGUCCUUUGCAGCCAGUCCAGGAACCAACAGGCCUUGAAACACCUCAGAUCUGCCUCGGGCACAUCUUUUCGGAGGUCAUUUACGGAGACGACGUCGAAAUCCCACUGUACUAUUUCAACAUUGUACAAGGUAGGGAUAACGCGGUCAAAGUCAUCAUCACCACAUCGAAGACUGGGGCUGCAGGGGCAGCUUACUACCAGGCCGUCUGUGGAUUCUCCACCGUGGCGAUCUUCGCCAUCUGUCAGAGAGCAUUGAGAAGAUGUCGAGAGGCAGAUUCCAUCUUCUCAUUUAGGAAAGCCCUGAAUGUAUCCGAAGCAGACAAGUUUCUUGACCAGGAUCCAGUCUGCUCUUACCUCUUCUCUUCCUGGUACGACCCCCAACACCAAAUAAAAGCAGACCAAACUAACAAAACCACACACAGUAAAACAAAAUCAUUAACAAAAAAACAAAAAAACAGAAUCGCCUGGGCAAGAACCACAAGCCUUUACCUCCCUCUCCCAAUCUCCCUUUCAGCAACCACAACAAUCCUACCCAUCCUAACCCCGAUCCUCCUCUUCCUCGCCAGAUUCGCCUCCAACCCAUCCACAACCGGCACCAACACUCCGACCUUCCGAAACCAGUUCAUAACCUCUGCAAUUUCCUACCUUCUCACAAUCCUCCCAUCCGGCCUCGGAACUCUCGCCCUAACCUACCUCUUCGCCCCGGACCUCCUGGUCUGCCAACUGAACAACCAAUGGCAAUCCUACUACCACAAUAAGGAUUCGCGCGCUAUACGCACCAUCCAGGAUAGCUUGCAUUGCUGCGGGUUCCGGAGUGUCAAGGAUAGGGCAUGGCCAUUCAAGGACAAGGACAACAACGACAAUGCCUGUGUGAAACAGAUCGGGUAUGACCGGGCCUGUCUGGGGCCGUGGGAGCAGGAGGAUAAGACCGCCGCGUGGAUGGUGUUCUGGGCUGCGGUUUUGGUUUUAGUUGUUAAGGUACUUGGAUGGGAAGGGCCAACGCGAAUCGCUUUAUUAGGAUUGCAGGUGCAGAGGAUCAGGAGGUGGGUGACUCUGAGGAGCAUAUAA
This is a messenger RNA of Aspergillus pseudotamarii, 1629 nucleotides long. RefSeq lists its product as uncharacterized. The transcript has 6 exons. Bases 1 to 1629 code for a protein of 542 amino acids. The record is from RefSeq and is a predicted model, not a curated record. Lineage: Eukaryota; Fungi; Ascomycota; Eurotiomycetes; Eurotiales; Aspergillaceae. Gene Ontology annotation, cellular component: membrane.